Molecule: messenger RNA, 2483 nt
Organism: Cynoglossus semilaevis (tongue sole)
Lineage: Eukaryota; Metazoa; Chordata; Actinopteri; Pleuronectiformes; Cynoglossidae
Gene: lin28b
Product: lin-28 homolog B (C. elegans)
Exons: 4
Coding region: 513-1211 (232 amino acids)
Biological process (GO): pre-miRNA processing
Cellular component (GO): nucleus; cytoplasm
Molecular function (GO): zinc ion binding; mRNA binding
Source: RefSeq, a predicted model, not a curated record
UUUUUUGUUUUUGUUUUUGUUAACUGUUGACUCUUUGCGUUUUUGGAGGUUAUUGUCGAUGUUGCCGACGGUUUAGAGUCCGAUUCCCUCUUUUUCUUGUUCCUCCCGAGAAGCCAGGAAAAAAAUAUUGCAUGUAAAUGACCGCGUCACGUGACGUGACUACGGGAACGGGCACAGCCAGCUCCAGAGCGAAUGAGAGCGAAGGAAAGGGAGAGAGAGAGAGAGAGAGGGAGGGAGGGAGGGAUGGAGGUGGGGUGUAUGUGAAUAUGUGUGAGAGGGAGGCAGAGAUCAGUAGUGAGCUGGUGAAGCUGAGGAAAAGCAGGGACUUGGAGGGAAGAGACGGAGAGACAUGAGAAGAAAAACAUCCAGAGGCAGAACGCACGCCAUACCAUGCGACCACUGUUGACCGACCGAGUGCAGGAUGUCGGAUUAAUGGUGACCACCGCUGCCCGAUCACGCACUGGAAGCUUCUGUAACGCAACUUGGGCGCAGCAGAGGGUCCGCGGGGAAACAUGGCCGAAGGAGGGCCGGGUAAAGGUAGCGGAGAAGACCCCGCCAAGUCCACCGAGCAGGAGGACCGGCCUCGACCCCAGCACAUCCUGUCGGGAACGGGCUUCUGCAAAUGGUUCAACGUCCGGAUGGGCUUUGGAUUUAUCUCAAUGAGCAACAGGGAGGGGGCCCCCCUCGACCCUCCUCAGGAUGUUUUCGUCCACCAAAGCAAACUGGUGAUGGAGGGCUUCCGCAGCCUAAAGGAGGGCGAGCCGGUGGAGUUCACGUACAAGAAGUCCUCCAAGGGCCUGGAGUCCCUGAGGGUAACAGGGCCUGGUGGGGGACCCUGCUACGGCAGUGAGAGGCGACCCAAGGGGAAGGUCCCACUCCAGAAACGCAAACCAAAGGGAGACCGCUGUUACAACUGUGGAGGUCUGGAUCACCAUGCCAAGGAGUGCAACCUGCCCCCACAGCCAAAGAAAUGCCACUACUGCCAGAGCAUCACGCACAUGGUGGCUCAGUGUCCACAUAAGGCGCUGGCGCCCCCUACAGGCUCUCAGGAACAACAAGCGUCUACCUCGGCGCUCAGCCCAGGGACAGGGCCCCACCAUUUGGAGGAGGAAGAGCGCUCCGGCUCGCCUCCUAUCGAGGGCGCCUCCUCCUCCCCCGAGGAGCCGCACACACACCGUGGCCCCCGGACCCAGAGGAGGAGGAAAUCCUGAAAACAGCCCUUCAUCCCAGCGUCUCUCCUCAAUCAAGGAUAUACCUGAAGCCCCCUCCCUCCUUCAUCUACCUCGCACCUGUGAAACAAAAAUGGAGGUCUUAUUUUCUUGACUUUUAUUUUAUUUUUUUUUUACUCAUGUUUUUCUAACCAGCGCAGCUAUGGCAACGAUCAAUGGGGUACGGACAUGUGCAUGUGACUGACUGACUGACUGACCGACCAACCGACUGACUCACUGACCAACCGACUGACUGACUGACUGACAGCUGAAGACAACCACCACUGGACUGGUGACUGCAGGGAAUGACUGUGACUUGUUUCUCGUAAAGAUUCAUUUAAUUACACACACGCACACACACACACACCUCUGUCUUGAGGUAAACCUGGGUCUCUCUUGGCUCGUCCUCGUAUCAUUUGGUCACCGGUGGACAUUUGUCUGGUUUACACAGUGUGUUUGAUUCCUGGUGUAAUCAUCUUCACAGCUGCUCCACUCCAAUACCUCAACAUUUUCCUUGUCCUCUCAGAACCGUGGAAGUGCAGGACGGUGUUAAUCUCCCGUCUGUGCUUACCUUUGCUACGGAGGCCUGGUGAUGCUCUGUAGACUGAGACGGCACCAUGGUCACGACUGCUGCUGCCGCCGCUGCUUCAGCCUGACAGAGAUAUAUACUUAGUUAACCAACGGUGUGUUAAAGAGGUGGAGGUAAAGAUGGUGUGUGUGCUGCUUUCAGGUCAACUUGAAUCCAAGUGUGGCUUUAGUGGCACUUACUUGUGACCUGACAACUCUUCUCUGACCAUAUUGAAUGUGAAAAGAGCGCGAUCUGAAGUCGACUCCUCACACGCGUUUACGUCGGGUCGCUUUGUUCUGACAAAUCAAAAGAUCUUUGAGGGAUGAUAUCAAACGUAUGUGUGUGGGGUUUUUUUAUGUUUUGUUUUGUUUUUUUCUACAAGAAAAGCUCUACGUAGACAACGAAUGUCUUUGGUAUAAACAGUAUCUAGACCCAGGAGUUUAGCUUCAUUUUGAAGGCAUUUAAUGUUGAGAUGUGGUUUCUGUUGUUGAUAUUUUGCAAAUCACAUUUCCAGAGGAGUUGGUCCACCGUGUGAUACGACAUAAAACAUGUCAUUCUAAGUUAAAAUUUAAAUCUGAGUAUUUCUCACACUUUUAUUUUGACAGUUCUUUUUGUGUCUAUAAUUUUCUUUUUCAUAUCUGCAGACUGAAGUCUGGCAUUAUCAUCAAGAAUCCAUUCUUUGACUCCUUUUUUUCCGUAAAUUACAU